This is a messenger RNA of Canariomyces notabilis, 435 nucleotides long. RefSeq lists its product as uncharacterized. NCBI's taxonomy places the organism in Eukaryota, Fungi, Ascomycota, Sordariomycetes, Sordariales, Chaetomiaceae. The coding region runs from base 1 to 435 and encodes 144 amino acids. The transcript has a single exon. The record is from RefSeq and is a predicted model, not a curated record.
AUGGCCGUCUUCCGAACUGUCAUCGUCGCCUUCCUCUCGGCCACCAUACUCGCUAUGGGCGUCGCCGCGGGCCCCGUCGAGCCACGCUCCGAACUGACCACCCGCCAAGUCUGUGGUCCGACCGUGUGUGCCGAAGGUCUAUCAUGCUGCAACGCCAGCUGCGGGUACUGCACCAAGCCCGGAGAGGCUUGCACGAUGGAGGCGUGCCUCGGACCACAAUGCGGGCCCAACACGUGCGCGUUCGGCGAGGUCUGCUGCAACGAGAGCUGCGGCUAUUGCACCAAGCCCGGCCAGGGCUGCACCGACGAGCUCUGCCUCGGCCCCAAGUGCGGCGCCAAUAAGUUUUGUGCUGUUGGCGAGGUCUGCUGCAACGAAAGCUGCGGGUACUGCACCAAGCCCGGCGAGAAGUGCACCAUUGAGCUGUGUCAGGGUUAA